Molecule: messenger RNA, 180 nt
Organism: Debaryomyces tyrocola
Lineage: Eukaryota; Fungi; Ascomycota; Pichiomycetes; Serinales; Debaryomycetaceae
Source: the annotation of a GenBank genome assembly
AUGGCCAAGUUGGUAAGGCACCUCACUAGUAAUGAGGAGAUCGUCAGUUCGAAUCUGGCUGAAGGCAUUUUUUUUCUCAUCGUGUUUUUCUUGACAUUUUUUAUCGUAGUUUUUUUCUUGUCUCACCAUUUUUUCUUGUCACGCCUACCACCCCUCGGAUACAUUGACAUUUACGAUUGA